Messenger RNA from Orycteropus afer afer, 1767 nucleotides. It is a transcript of the gene FGR, whose product is annotated as FGR proto-oncogene, Src family tyrosine kinase. Gene Ontology annotation, cellular component: extrinsic component of cytoplasmic side of plasma membrane. Gene Ontology annotation, molecular function: ATP binding; signaling receptor binding; non-membrane spanning protein tyrosine kinase activity. Gene Ontology annotation, biological process: cell surface receptor protein tyrosine kinase signaling pathway; integrin-mediated signaling pathway; protein phosphorylation. The record is from RefSeq and is a predicted model, not a curated record. NCBI's taxonomy places the organism in Eukaryota, Metazoa, Chordata, Mammalia, Tubulidentata, Orycteropodidae.
AAGGGUGAGAUGGGUUGGUGGGGCUAGGGUGGGACUCAGGGCACUGAUGUGAUAGAUCCAUUGGCCAGGCAGCUGGACCUGGAGCUCUGGGAAUGCUUCCUGGAAGAGGUCUCUGGCCCUUCCCAAAGACCAUGCCACAGCCUCACUGACCCAGGAGUUGAGGCCUGAGGGCGGGCACCUGGAAUGGGCUGUGUGUUCUGCAAGAAGGUGGAGUCGGCGUCCAAGGAUGAUAGUGGCCUGGAAGGAGACUUCAGGGGCUAUGGGGCUGCAGACCGCUAUGGCCCUGACCCCACGCAGGACCAGCCUGUGUCCUCCUUUGCCCACAUUCCCAACUACAACAACUUCUCCCCUCAGCCCACCAGCACUGCCUUCCUUGAUGGUGGCAUCAUCAGGGGUAUCUCAGGGACUGGUGUGACCCUGUUCAUCGCCCUGUAUGACUAUGAGGCCCGGACAGAGGAUGACCUCACCUUCACCAAGGGCGAGAAGUUCCAUAUCCUGAACAAUACUGAAGGUGACUGGUGGGAGGCUCGGUCCCUCACCUCUGGACAAACUGGCUACAUUCCCAGCAACUACGUGGCCCCUGUGGACUCCAUCCAGGCUGAAGAGUGGUACUUUGGAAAGAUUGGGCGGAAGGAUGCAGAGAGGCAGCUGCUCUCUCCCGGCAACCCGCGGGGGGCCUUUCUCAUUCGGGAGAGCGAGACCACCAAAGGCGCCUACUCUUUGUCCAUCCGGGACUGGGACCAGACCAAAGGCGAUCACGUGAAGCAUUACAAGAUCCGCAAGCUAGACACUGGCGGCUACUACAUCACCACGCGGGCCCAGUUCGACUCGGUGCAGGAGCUCGUGCAGCACUACGUCGAGGUGAACGACGGGCUGUGCCACCUGCUCACAGCAGCCUGCACCACCAUGAAGCCGCAGACACUGGGCUUGGCCAAGGACGCCUGGGAGAUCAGCCGCAGCUCCAUCGCGCUCGAGCGCCGGUUGGGUACCGGCUGCUUCGGGGACGUGUGGCUGGGCACGUGGAACGGCAGUACAAAGGUGGCGGUAAAGACGCUGAAGCCAGGCACCAUGUCCCCGAAGGCCUUCCUUGAAGAGGCGCAGAUCAUGAAGCUGUUGAGGCACGACAAGCUGGUGCAGUUGUAUGCGGUGGUGUCGGAGGAACCCAUCUACAUAGUGACCGAGUUCAUGUGCCACGGUAGCUUGCUGGAAUUUCUCAAGGACCAGAAAGGCCAGGAUUUGAAGUUGCCCCAACUGGUGGACAUGGCAGCCCAGAUAGCAGAUGGCAUGGCCUACAUGGAGCGCAUGAACUACAUCCACCGUGACCUGAGGGCAGCUAACAUCCUAGUCAGGGAGCGGCUGGUGUGCAAGAUUGCCGACUUCGGACUGGCCCGCCUUAUCAAGGAUGAUGAGUACAAUCCCCGGCAAGGGACCAAGUUCCCCAUCAAGUGGACUGCCCCAGAGGCUGCCCUCUAUGGCAGAUUCACCAUCAAGUCAGACGUGUGGUCGUUUGGGAUCCUCCUCACUGAACUCAUCAGCAAGGGCCGAGUCCCCUACCCAGGCAUGAAUAACCGUGAAGUACUGGAACAGGUGGAGCAUGGCUAUCACAUGCCGUGCCCCCCAGGCUGCCCAGUGUCUCUGUAUGAGGCCAUAGAACAGACAUGGCGUCUGGACCCGGAGGAGAGGCCUACCUUCGAGUACCUGCAGUCCUUCCUGGAGGACUACUUCACCUCCACAGAACCCCAGUACCAGCCUGGAGAUCAGACAUAA